UUUUGCACACCUAGUCUCUUUCCCGGCCAGUUUGCAUGCAUUGUCUGUCUCCCAAAAUGGUUUGCGAGACGAAAAUCGUGGCAGAAGAUCAUGACACCAUCCCCGGCUCCAAGAAAGACACAGUGAUCGUGUCCUCCUCCCAGAUGUGGCCCUCGCUCUCCGGCGGCUCAGCGCCCUCCCCGGCGCCGCCGAUGCCGCCCCCCAGCGCGGCGGCCGGUGAGGUGACGGGUGAAGAUGGUAAAAAGGACCACGUUUGCAUCCGCGAGUUCCACCCUGCAGAGCAAGACACGGUGCGCCGCAUCUUCUAUGACGGCAUCAUGGAGAGAAUCCCCAACACGGCGUUCCGGGGCCUGAAGCAGCAGCCGCUCACGCAGCUGAUGUAUGUGCUCCUGGCGUUGCUAUGCUUUGUGCUGACCAGAUGUCUGUUGCUCACCUGCUUUGUGCCUGUCUUCCUUCUGGCCAUGAGGUAUUACUACAGCCGGAAGGUGAUCCUUACCUACCUGGAGUGUGCAUUGCACACGGACAUGGCUGACAUCGAGCAGUACUACAUGAAGCCUCCGGGUUCCUGCUUUUGGGUGGCUGUCCUGGAUGGCAACGUGGUGGGGAUCGUGGCAGCACGGGGCAGUGAGGACGAUAAUACAGUGGAGCUGCGCCGUAUGUCGGUUGACUCGAGGUACCGAGGCAAGGGCAUCGCCAAGGCCCUGGGCCGCAAGGUGCUCGAGUUUGCUGUGCUCAACAAUUACUCCUCAGUGGUGCUGGGCACUACUGCGGUCAAAGUGGCUGCCCACAAGCUGUACGAGUCUCUGGGCUUCAAGCACAUGGGUGUCGUGGAGCACUACGUCCUGCCGGGAAUGACACACUCCCUGGUGGAGAAGAUGUUCUUUCAGCUUCGCUACCACCGCUAUCGCCUGCAGUUACGCGAGGAAUAA
This is a messenger RNA of Trichosurus vulpecula (common brushtail), 929 nucleotides long. It is a transcript of the gene ASPNAT, whose product is annotated as N-acetyltransferase 8 like. The transcript is spliced from 3 exons. Gene Ontology annotation, cellular component: mitochondrial membrane. Lineage: Eukaryota; Metazoa; Chordata; Mammalia; Diprotodontia; Phalangeridae. Gene Ontology annotation, molecular function: L-aspartate N-acetyltransferase activity. Bases 36 to 929 code for a protein of 297 amino acids. The record is from RefSeq and is a predicted model, not a curated record.